AUGUUUUUCUUUUGUUUUACUUUAUCUUGUUUAUACAAUUUUGUGUUUGGAGUGAAUUAUUUUGGGCCACAACCUAGAAUAGUGUCUCAAGAUGGCCACCUAAUAUUUUAUGCUGCAGUUCAUAAAAAUAUUAGCUUACAAACUCAAGGAAGAGGAAAAAUACACGUUAAUGGAAUUGACUUAUCUCAAACAGCUAAGUUAACGACUAGCGCAUUUGAAGCUAUGAAAAAAUAUCAAACAAAUUUCGAAAACACUUUUGAAAAAGUUUCAAGAUUUGAGCAACUUCUUGACGAUGGGUUAAUGCAAAAAAUAACAACACUGAACGGUAGAACAAAUGCCACAAUACAAUUGCCAGUAAACAGCGCGUCUGUGGUACGAAGUGUUCGAAGGUUGAACAGAAGAGUUACUGCUCUCCAAAAAUCUGUGAAAAUGUUGGCUGAACUUUUAGAAGUUGAUGAUUGUCAGAGUAAUCCUUGUAAAAACGGAGGUACUUGUCAAGAUUUAUUUAAUGCUUUUCUAUGUCAAUGUCCACCUGAGUGGGAGGGGCCUUUUUGCGACAAAGAUGUAAACGAAUGUGCCAGAUUUGCAGGAACGGAUUUAGGGUGUCAAAACGGCGCAACUUGCGUUAACCGGCCAGGUUCAUACGAGUGUUUGUGUUCCCGUGGAUGGUUUGGACUUCACUGCAGACGGCGAAGCGUAGAUUGUAGAGAAGGUUCCAAUUCAGAGCUUUGUGGUCACGGCACUUGUGUCACACAAUAUAAUGAUGUUGGAUAUAAAUGUAUUUGUGAUGAAGGAUGGACAACAGAUGGUAAAACUCCAGCUUGUAAUACUGAUGUUAAUGAAUGUACAUCAAAUAAACCUCCUUGUUCUGUUAAUCCGCUUGUACAGUGCAUUAAUCUACCGGGAUCUUUCCACUGCGGUAGCUGUCCAGCUGGAUACACUGGCAAUGGCUACUACUGUACAGACAUUGACGAGUGCAGUACAACAUUAAACGGGGGAUGUAGUACCAAUCCAAUGGUACAGUGUAUCAACACUCUUGGAUCGAGAUUUUGCGGAAGUUGUCCUCCUGGAUACGUAGGAGAUGGAGUAACCUGUUCAUAUCAAGGAGUAUGUAGCGUAAAUAAUGGGGGUUGUCACUCUUUGGCAACUUGCAGAAGUAACCCAAGGAUUAGUUCUACUUUUGUCGAAUGUAUUUGCCCUAAUGACUACACCGGUAAUGGAAUUGGACUUAAUGGUUGUGUCCGUUCGUUGCCUGCAGCUCAAGGUCCUUGUACGUCAAAUCCUUGUAGACGUGGAUUUUGCAGAGUUACUAAUGGGACCGAUUACACGUGCCACUGUCCCAGAAGAUAUACAGGUAAAAACUGUGAAAAAUUCCGUGAUUUAUGUGCUUCCAACCCGUGCCAAAAUGGAGCAACUUGUACUUCAUUGUUGGGCACAUCUUAUCGGUGUUCCUGUCCAUCGGCUUAUACAGGACUGCGUUGUGAAACUCAAAAGCAAGAUUGUGGUGGUCGAUUGGUGGGAGAAACUGGUGCAUUGGUUUUUCCUUCGGGUUCUUCACAGACUUACGGAAGUGCAAUGAGUUGCGCUUGGAUCAUAGAAACAAAUGUUACCAAAGUCCUAAAUAUCACUUUCAAACGUUUUGAUGUCGAAGGAUCCCAUGGUUGUCGUUAUGAUUGGCUACAGAUACAUGAUGGGAAAAAUACACUAGCACGAUCUUUGGGUAGAUUUUGUGGGCACCAGUUACCAAAUGGCGGAAAUAUUGUUACGACUCAUAAUACUGUCUAUCUGUGGUUUAGAUCGGACCAUUCUGUUGCAGCGGAAGGUUUUGAAUUAAACUGGACAUCGAUUGUACCAUUUUGUGGAGACCAAUUGAAAGAAGUGAUUUCUCAUGGAAUUAUCCAGUCGCCCGGAUCUCCUGGCAACUACCCAAAUAAUCGUGACUGUUAUUGGCCACUCCAAGCUCCAGCAGGAAAACGCCUUGUAUUCAAUUUCUUCACUCUGAUGAUUGGAAAUAACUCAGCCUGUGAUCAUGAUUAUUUAGAAUUUAUUAUUGGAACUGAACCAUCAGAUCCAGUUUUCGCCAAAUUUUGUAAUACAACUCAUCCGUCUCCACUAUUUUCUCCUUCUGCCGAGGUUUUGGUCCAUUUCCACUCUGAUAUGGAUAAAAGCUACCCAGGAUUUCAAAUUACAUAUUUUGUAGUCGAAGGAAUGCCGGGAUGUGGGGGAGUUUACACGAGAUAUCAAGAUGAAAUUCGGUCUCCCGUGUAUAACGGAAAUUACCCGAACGAUAUUCAGUGUGAAUAUAAAAUCCAACUGUCGACAAGUACACGAAUAAAAUUAACUUUUCUUUCGUUUGAUGUCGAAGAUUCUGAAGAGUGCCAAUUCGAUUAUGUUGCAAUUUACGCGGGUACUACAGUUGAUGCUCCCCUAAUUGGCAAGUAUUGUGGGCAAAACGUACCCUCACCAUAUAUCACCGAAAAAGGUCAAGUUUUAAUUGUGUUUAAAACCGAUUGGAGUACUAGUGGAGAAGGCUUUGCUCUUCGAUAUGAGACUGUUUGUGGAGGAACUUACACUGCACCUUCUGGUGUAAUAGAAUCUCCAGGUUAUCCAAACAAAUACGAUCAUUCUUUGGAAUGCAUCUACGAAAUAGUACAACCUCUUGGAAAUAUCAUUAAACUAAAUAUCGUUGAUCUGGAUUUAGAGAGUAACAUAAAUACCCAUUGCAUCUUCCACUUUUUGGAAAUAAGAGACGGCCACGACAAAAACUCAACACUAAUAGGAACCUACUGCGUCAACAAUGUACCUUUGAUAGUGUCAACUUACAAUUACUUAUGGAUAAGAUUCACAUCGGAUUCCAUUAAUAAGGGAAAGGGAUUUAGAGCAUAUUACACAACCACUAAUUUUGGUUGUGGAGGCAUAAUGAAAGAAAAAACUGGUAUUUUUUCAACACCAAAAUAUCCCCAAGUCUACCUUCCCGGCACAGUGUGUAAGUGGAUAAUUUCAGCUUCACCUGGUAAUGUCAUUCAAAUAACUUGGUUGAAUUUUCAACUCGAGAAAAGUUCUGAAUGUUUAUACGAUGCUGUGGAAGUUUUUGAUAAUAAUACUGAGAUUGGUCAGGGGUCUUCAAUUGGAAAAUUCUGCGGUACACUCGUUCCGCCGGCAAUGUUAAGCACUUCGAAUUUAGUUACCAUCAUUUUUCACUCGGACCAAACUUACAAUUUGGGCGGUUUUGUGGCUUCUUAUAACACUCUUCUUGAAUCAACAGUAUGUGGAGGAAAUUACUAUUCCAGCGCUGGUAUAAUAAAAUCUCCGGGAUACCCGAAUAAUUAUCCUSUCAAUAUUGAAUGUACUUGGACGAUUCAAGUUAAACCGGGUCAUCAAAUAAUGUUAAACGUGACCGAUUUUCAUUUAGAACACUACACCAUAUGUAGAUACGAUUGGUUGGAAAUACGUAAUGGAGGAAGCUCAGUGUCUCCUUUAUUGGGAAGAUACUGUAAUACAGAUAUUCCCAAAAUGAUUCCAUCACACGCUAAUAAAUUAUAUAUUCGAUUUAAAUCCGAUAUGACAAAAUCUGCCAGAGGUUUUAAAAUUACAUGGGAAGCCACGGCGACUGGUUGUGGGGGCGUUUUAAAUAGCCCUACUGGAUCUAUAAUAUCUCCAAAUUAUCCAGAACCAUACAAUGUGAACACAGAAUGUAUCUGGAAAAUUUCGAUAAGUGCAGGCUCACUCAUCCAGUUGGUUUUCUCAGAUCUGGAUCUUGAAGAAUAUACCGAAUAUCCGCCUUCUAUUGAGUGCAAUUGGAAAAUACAAGUUGAUUUUGGAAACAAUAUUGAAAUUACUUUUCACAAACUAGAUAUUGAAAAAACAUCCAUUUGUCAUUUGGACUACAUAAUAUUGUACAAUGGUGAAGAUGAAACAUAUCCUGAGAUUGCAACGCUUUGCCAUCAGAAUAAACCAAUCACAUUAAGAAGUUCCGGGAGUUUUAUGUUUGUCAAAUUUAAGGCAGAUUCUUCGGUUCAGGGAUUGGGAUUUUAUGCAAAUUAUACAAGUACACCCACUAGCUGCGGAGGUACUUUGACGGCCCCGACUGAUUAUAUCAUUUACAACAACAAUUCAAGAAGCACUUAUAGUUAUCUAAGAACAUACAACACCAAGUGUCAAUGGAACAUCACCGUCCGUAGUGGUAGGACAAUAGAAAUGGAAUUCUUGUCCUUCAAUAUACACCACGAUACCAACAAAGGUUGCGACAAUUAUCUUAUGAUCCGAAAUGGAAAAUUUCCAGAUUCGCCAAUCCUCGGCAGUGGUAAAUAUUGUGGAGAACAAAAACCACCAACUCUUAAAACUACCGGAAAUAACGCUUUUAUUAAAUUUGAAGGAAUUAGCAGUUUAACGAAUUUUGUUUUACGCUACCGCGAAGUGUCCUAUGCAUGCGAUAGUGAAAUAGUUUUAACAAAAUUUGCCAACGCCACAGAAAUACAUUCUCCCAAUUACCCAAAUAUACCGCCGCCUCAUGUAGAGUGCAAUUGGAGAAUAAUGGCUCCGCCUGGUGAAAUUAUUCGCAUUGAUUUUAUUGACAGAUUCGAUUUAAAAAUCCAAAAUAAUUGUACAAACGAAUAUGUUGAAGUGCGCGACGGUGGUACUCAAUAUUCGAGACUAAUCGGAAAAUUCUGCGAAAAACCAAAUUCCCAGUUUAGUACCGAUAAUAUGAUGUUUGUGAAGUUUUUCACAGAGUUGAAUGACCCGAGUAAUGGGUUUAAAGCCAGGAUAGUUUUGGCCAAUUGUGGAGGGAGUAUUCAUAGUAAAACUGGUCAAAUUCAGUCACCAUUUUUCAACGUGCCUUCGAAAUAUCCAGUCGAUGUUAAUUGUACUUGGCAUUUAAUUUCACUAUCGAAUCACAAUAUGGAUAUUAAGUUUGAUAAAAUUGACUUGGAAGAAGCUUCGAAUUGUACGCGCGUGGACCAUGUUAAAAUUUACGAAAGAAAUGAAGUUGACAACACAGAAUAUAUUCUGGGCAAUUUUUGUGGUAAAAAGCUCCCAGAGUUAAUCCAGACCUCAGGAAGUGAAGCUAUAGUUCACUUCCAAACUGGUAACAUCAAAAAAGAAUUGGGUGGAUUUUCAUUGAAAUUCAACGCAAGCGCUGAAGUAUGUGGUGGUACUAUCGAAGCUUCAGAAGGUACAAUCAAAAGUCCGGGAUAUCCCAAUCCGCAUAGAAUUUAUAGAAGAUGUAGUUGGACAAUUAUAGUACCAAAAGGUCGUCGAGUAACUCUCAAAAUUGAAGAUUUUGGCUUAGACAAUCGAUUAAAAGGAUCAUGGCUUACCGGAUUAAUUAUUUACCACGAUAAGAAUUUUAAAGGAUAUAUUAAAAAAGUUAGUACAAGUAACGAAGUUAUCGAGUCUUCGGAAAACCACAUCUUCGUUUACUAUUGGUCACCGGGGACUAUGGGAAGAGGUUUCAAAGCGAAAUUUACUUCCAACAACCCAUCUGUUGAUGGGCCUGCUUUAGGGUGUGGAGGAAAAAUUGUAUUAAACAAGACGAUGACUUUACAAGCACCCAAUUUAGCCGACAUGGACUGYCUUUGGACUAUUCAAUCGAAAAUUGACUCAACUGUAAGAAUUCAUUUUGAUGAAUUAAAUUUACCGUCAAGAUGCGGUUUGACUAAUCACACGAUCACCAAUUGCAGUUGUGCAGCUCUUGAGGUAAGAGAUGGACACUCUGGUGUUGGGGAAUUAAUUGAGACGUUUUGUGGAAUCACAGAUACACAUUACUCAAGAGAAAUUACAGUGUCUGGAAAUGUUGUGGGACUACGACUUCGAACAAGAGGAGCUAAUUCGAAAGCUUUUAAAGUAACUUUAACACCAGUCGCUUCAAUUUGUGGUCCAUUUUAUUUAAAUGUAACAGAAGAAAUUAAAACUUUGGUUUCGCCUGGAUAUCCACACAAAUAUCCCAGUGACUUGAGCUGUACAUGGAUUCUCAAGGGAUAUUCACGAUUUGUUAUUCGAUUUAUUGAUUUUGAUAUGAAUGAAGAAAAUAACCAGUAUGUUGUGAAUAAUGUUUGUAGUGAAGACAAACUGGAGAUUGUUGAUAAUUUGGGUUCUCUGUACUCAACUAACGAUCCGGGUCCUUCAUUCACAGUUUACGGUGACAGAAAGUUAACAACUGAUUUUUUGAGAUACGAAUUUCUGACUGGUAGCCAUCAGUUUUGUGGCAAAUCUGAAAAACCAUUUGAUUACUAUUCUCAGUUUUACCAAUUAAAGAUUAAAUUUAAAUCAGGAAAUCUAGACAAGGAUCGUGGUAAAGGUUUCAAACUUGAAUAUCAAAAAACUGGAUGCAACCAAAAUUUCACGUCUUUGCAAGGACGUAUAGCCUUAAAUGAUGCGAAAACUUUCGAUUGUUUCCAAACUAUAACAGUACCCAAAAACUACACAAUUUCGCUUUAUUUCCAACAAAUUACCGUAUAUCAUAGCGAGGGAUGUCAAAAUGCUGGUAUUGAAAUACGAGAUGAAAAUUCUAAGGGAAUUUUAUUCCAAAAAGCUUGUGGUUAUUAUAUCCCAAAUCCCGUUUUUUCCACGACAAAUAAAUUAUGGAUACAUUCCUGGAAUAAUAGAAACCGUUAUCCAAUAUAUUACAACCUUGUGUAUACUGCGUCGAACAAAGGAAGAGGAUGUGGUGGUCUUAUGUAUAACUACAAAGGAACAUUUAGUAGUCCACUUCAUCCCAUGGCUUACAAAAAUAGCACUCCUUGUGUUUGGGAUGUGAGGACACCUAUUGGCAGAAGAGUUGCCCUCAAGUUUACCGUUUUUGAUAUACAAGGUGACUGUUCAGAAACGUAUGUUAAAGUGACUACUUACGAAAAGGAAACUUCAAAUGAUCACAAAUACUGUAAAAAUGACGAUCCGGCUGUAUUGUAUUCCAAUUCACGUAUUUCGAUUACGUAUCAGUCUUCGCCAAAGAAUGAUGGUUCAGGAUGGAUCGCAAUAUUUGAAGCAGUAAAUCAGUAGUUGAUGUUAUACUGUUUCAUGUAUGAAUUAUAAUCAAUAAAUUUGUAAACACUG
Molecule: messenger RNA, 7053 nt
Organism: Tribolium madens (black flour beetle)
Lineage: Eukaryota; Metazoa; Arthropoda; Insecta; Coleoptera; Tenebrionidae
Product: cubilin-like
Exons: 39
Coding region: 1-6999 (2332 amino acids)
Molecular function (GO): calcium ion binding
Source: RefSeq, a predicted model, not a curated record